Molecule: messenger RNA, 2123 nt
Organism: Pectinophora gossypiella (pink bollworm)
Lineage: Eukaryota; Metazoa; Arthropoda; Insecta; Lepidoptera; Gelechiidae
Product: golgin subfamily A member 6-like protein 22
Exons: 9
Coding region: 662-2071 (469 amino acids)
Source: RefSeq, a predicted model, not a curated record
AUACGGGUAGAUGUAGAUGGUUCUGGCGUAUGUACGUGAACGUGCCAUCGCAUCCGGAUAACCUGAGGCCGCGACACUCGACCCUCAGCAUAUUAUCGAUUAGGUACUAAGCUAUCAUUUCUAAUAGACGUAAAUACUAGUGAAUCCGCGAUAGCAUUGUUCGGAGAACGAGUGACUUGCAUUGUAGUGUCUCCGAGUAUACACCACUGAAUCAACUGGAUUAGAAUUUGAUUUUGAAUUCAUGUUUGGAUCAUAGAUAAUAAUAUCACAUAGUUUCCAGUAUUUGUGCCCGGUUAAAGGCAAUUGGGUCGCCCACUAUUACAUGGAUGUGUACAUACUAUACACCUUUGCCUAACUGGAAUACCUCCACGCAUGUUGCUAUAUUGUUAUACGUAAAUACAAGUAACGCCCAGCCUAUUUUCCGAAGCUAUUAAUAUUAACAGAACAAAACAAAUCUAUGUUUAUCUCAGCUUUAUUACUAAGUAUCAUAUUAUAACAUCUUAUUACUAGGUACUUAAUGCAAAUAAGAAACAACACCAUCGAAGGCAAUGCUUACUUGAUACAAUUGCAAUUACUUUACAUUUAAAUAAAUUCUUUACAUUGACCAAGACAUGACCAUAUAGAUUUUUUAUGAAGAUUUUUUGUAAUGACAAUAUAAACCAUGGACUGCAGAAGAUGUUUAGUUCUUCAUAAAAACCAAUGGGACCGCUUAAAGAAACAAGGGGGUGAGAUUGAGAAACCGCCUGAAGAUGUUCACUUCCAGCAGAGGAUAGAAUACGUGAAGGCGAUGGAUGAACGAUCGCUAAAAUGGAAACAAAAUUGGCCAGAUACUGUUGAGGGUGUCAUAAAAAAAUUGGUAGAAAGUAAAAAGAACCAGCGCAAAAAAGACGUAGCAUUCGUUAAGGCUUUCAGGGAGUCAGAGGAUGCCAAGAUACGGCAGGAUUACUCCGCCAUUGCAGAAGCCAAGGAGAAGAUAUUCAACUCAACCUGCUACGGCAUAGAGCUGAUAAGUACUCUCCUUGAAUCAAAAGUAAUUGAAGAGAGAGAGGCCCAGAUUGAGUUUAGAAACGUAAUAGCAAAAGACAAGAAGGAACAAGAAGAUGCAUUGCAGGCCAAGAUAGCCUCAAUGAGUAACAAUCUUUACGACUUUUACAAGAAAGAUGAAGAUGCUGCUGCAAAGAGGAAACAGGAUACCGAAGGACACGCGAAAAUUAAUAAAAUUAUGCAUGAAGAACUAACAGAAAAAAAUAAAAAAGCAAAACAAGAGGAGCAACGAUUAGAACUUGAAGAUACAAGGCUGAUGAAACAAUUAUUGGAUUUUGAGAAACACGAAAAGGCUAAUUGCAAAGAACAGCGCAUAAGAGAAUAUGACCAGUACUUAGAAGAUCAGAGAGCAUUCCAAGAAGCCAAGAAGAAGCGGGAACAACUCGACGACGAGCUUACUGCAAAGUGGCGGAGCUACCAAGAUCGCAUACGGUGCCGGGAGAGACGUGUGUGGCAGGAGAUUAUAAACGAAAAGACAACAUCUAAUCAACACAAACAGCUUUACGAAAUGAUACAGAAAGUACAUGAAAAUGAAAAUAAAACCUAUGAAGACUUUGUCAAUAAAGGGAUCAAGAAAGCUGAAGAACGUAUUUUGGAGGAAGAUACAAACCUUGCAAAGAAGGAAAAGUUACUUAGCGAAAGAUUGCAUAAACAAAUGGCUGAAACCAAGCGUUCUGUUGAAGAAGUAGAGAAACUAAAAAGAAACUGCAACAUACUCUAUUGCGAUAGAACGUGUAUCAUUCCUAAAUCUUCACAUAAACUUGUGGAUUCUGAUUCGAAAGACAAAGAUGUACAAAAGCCUGUCUCGUUCCUCGCUCCGAAGAACAAGUUGGUUGAAGCGCUGAAGAAGCGCGAGCAGCAGCCGAGUGAGUGGACCGCGCUGAAGGGCUCGCACCAGUACUUUGCUGACAAGGCGAACAGCAUUUUGAAAGAGUGCAAGCACAAGAAGAUGGCUCAAAAAGUCGUUGACAACUACAGAAAAGUAACUGGCAUGGAUUCUACCAUUUUACCUAUUCCAAACUAUUAAAUUUUGUAUUUGAUGUUUAUAUGAAAGAUUUGAAAUAAAAGAUAGAUUCGAC